Messenger RNA from Rhinolophus ferrumequinum (greater horseshoe bat), 6715 nucleotides. RefSeq names its product dihydrolipoamide S-acetyltransferase (gene DLAT). Bases 340 to 2283 code for a protein of 647 amino acids. The transcript is spliced from 14 exons. Gene Ontology annotation, molecular function: dihydrolipoyllysine-residue acetyltransferase activity. Gene Ontology annotation, cellular component: pyruvate dehydrogenase complex. The record is from RefSeq and is a predicted model, not a curated record. Lineage: Eukaryota; Metazoa; Chordata; Mammalia; Chiroptera; Rhinolophidae. Gene Ontology annotation, biological process: pyruvate decarboxylation to acetyl-CoA.
GGCCCGGUCCUAAGUUUAGAUGCCUCUCUUAGGACCCUACCACCUUCUCCUCCGCUCAGCGUCUUAGUUCUCCCAAACGUGCGCCUGCUGAAAUGCCCCUACCCUCGUGGCUCCAAAGUAGCCGCCCCUACCCGUUUUGGGCCACCCUUUCCCCUCGACUCAAUAGAAGAGCCUGUGUUCCAAACGUUUCUGGUCCGGGCCGGGGGUGGGGUAAAUCUUUGGAGCCGGUUUUACGACAACGUGCGGCUGCGCGGCGUGGCUGACGGCAACGCCGCACUGCUCUUGGAGAGGUCACUUCGGAGAAGGCGUUGGUUUUGGGGUGUGGGGGUCGUUGGCACUAUGUGGCGCGUCUGUGCGCGACGGGCCCAGAAUGCGGCCCCCACGUCAGGAUUCAGGCCUCGGUGGACGGCGGUACGGGAGGAACCCGGAGCACCGUGCGUGACCCCGCGGGUUGGUCCAGCUCCGGCUCGUUGCAACAGCUCUACCACAGGGUAUGGCAGAGUCCGGGCACUCUGCGGCUGGCGCUCCAGCUCGUGGGCCAUACAGCGGACUCGCUUCCUGCAGCAGCUUUUGCGAUCUCCUGGCCGUCGCUGUUACAGUCUUCCCCCUCAUCAGAAGGUUCCAUUGCCCUCUCUUUCCCCCACAAUGCAGGCAGGCACCAUAGCCCGUUGGGAAAAAAAGGAGGGGGACAAAAUCAAUGAGGGUGAACUAAUUGCGGAGGUUGAAACGGAUAAAGCCACCGUUGGAUUUGAGAGCAUGGAAGAGUGUUACAUGGCAAAGAUACUCGUUGCUGAAGGUACCAGGGAUGUUCCGGUUGGAUCAGUCAUCUGUAUCACAGUUGAAAAACCUGAGGAUAUUGAGGCCUUUAAAAAUUACACAUUGGAUUCCUCAGCAGCACCUACCCCACAAGCAGCCCCAGCACCAACCCCUGCUGCUGCUGCUUCGCCACCUACACCUUCUGCUCAGGCUCCUGGUAGCUCAUAUCCCACUCACAUGCAGGUGGUUCUUCCUGCCCUCUCUCCCACCAUGACCAUGGGCACAGUUCAGAGAUGGGAAAAAAAAGUGGGUGAGAAGCUAAGUGAAGGAGACUUAUUGGCAGAGAUAGAGACUGACAAGGCCACUAUAGGUUUUGAAGUACAAGAAGAAGGUUACCUGGCAAAAAUCUUGAUCCCAGAAGGCACAAGAGAUGUCCCUCUCGGAACGCCACUCUGUAUCAUUGUAGAAAAAGAGGCAGAUAUACCAGCAUUUGCUGACUAUAGGCCAACUGAAGUAACUGAUUUAAAACCACAAGCACUACCACCUACCCCACCCCCGGUGGCCCCUGUUACUCCACCUCCCCAACCUGUAGCCCAUACACCGUCAGCCACCCGCUCAGCUACUCCUGCUGGACCAAAGGGAAGGUUGUUUGUUAGCCCUCUUGCAAAGAAAUUGGCAGCAGAGAAAGGGAUUGACCUUACACAAGUAAAAGGAACAGGACCAGAAGGCAGAAUCAUCAAGAAGGACAUCGACUCUUUUGUGCCUUCUAAAGCUGCUCCUGCUCCAGCAGCUGCUGUACCUCCCCCAAGUCCAGGAGUGGCACCAGUUCCUACAGGUGUCUUCACAGAUAUCCCGAUCAGCAACAUUCGUCGAGUCAUUGCACAGCGGUUAAUGCAAUCUAAGCAAACCAUACCUCAUUAUUACCUUUCUGUUGAUGUCAAUAUGGGAGAAGUUUUGUUGGUACGGAAAGAACUUAAUAAGAUGUUAGAAGGGAAAAGCAAAAUUUCUGUCAAUGACUUCAUCAUAAAAGCUUCCGCUUUGGCAUGUUUAAAAGUUCCUGAAGCAAAUUCUUCUUGGCUGGAUACAGUUAUAAGACAAAAUCAUGUUGUUGAUAUCAGUGUUGCUGUCAGUACUCCUGCAGGACUCAUCACACCUAUUGUAUUUAAUGCCCAUAUUAAAGGACUGGAAACCAUUGCUAAUGAUGUUGUUUCUUUAGCAACCAAAGCACGAGAGGGUAAACUACAGCCACAGGAAUUCCAGGGUGGCACUUUCACAAUCUCCAAUUUAGGAAUGUUUGGAAUUAAGAACUUCUCAGCUAUUAUCAACCCACCUCAAGCAUGUAUUUUGGCAAUUGGUGCUUCAGAGGAUAGACUGGUUCCAGCAGAUAAUGAAAAAGGAUUUGAUGUGGCUAGCAUGAUGUCUGUUACACUCAGUUGUGAUCAUCGUGUUGUGGAUGGAGCAGUUGGAGCCCAGUGGCUUGCUGAGUUUAGAAAGUACCUUGAAAAACCUGUCACGAUGUUGUUAUAAUUAACGCAAGAAUUUCUAAACUCUACAGUCACAUUGGUUGAUCUUAUCAAGAUACAAAUAUGUUAUUAAAAAGGUGGUUCUUUUUAUUUUAAAGCUAACCAGUUAUUUUUGAGUCUGUCCAUAUAAGUUAUUUGUAAUGGUCAUUACUGAAUUUUUUUAAAUGCCAGUUACACCCAAAUGUUGUGCACAUUUAAUAAACACUGUAUUUUAAGCUGUGUGCUCGUAGUCAAGGGACACGUGGCCUAGCCCUUUGGUGAUAAAUAUGGUAAGUACUUCCAUUGGGAAAUGUAGAGGUAGAAUUGUAGUUCUCUGUUGAGUCAGGUACAUGAAAGUAACCUGGAUGAAACCUGAAGGUUUUGAAAUUUCAUUGCCUCACAUGUUUUUCUCAGCUUUGAGGGAAAGAGAAGUCACGAAAUUCUUGGGGAAUGGGUUUGAAUUGAAGGUUGAUUUUGUAAUUUAACCCUAAUUUAAAUGUAUCAGUUACAUCAACUUGGUUUAUAAUGAAUGGGAAGGGUAGAGAACUUCAAGGAAAAUAAGUGCUAUUUUAAGUCACCAUUUUCUUAGACUUCUUCAACCAACUGUUCUUUAUUUUUCUAUAAAUCCCAAAAUGGUUAUUAUCGCCUCUUGAGAUGAGAUAUGAAUAUAAACCAGCUACUUGGUAUAAAUGAGAAUUUGUGUGGGUAUUUAUUUAAACAUCCUAAAUGUGUAAUUCUGAGAGCAGAAUUCUACAAUUACCUUCAAAUAAAAGAAUAAUGCUUAUAGAAUUUAACAGAGAAGUUGUGAAAGUAGAAUUCUUCUUACAGUAUUAACUGGUGGUGGUUACUUGCAAAUGAACUUAAUUACCAGAAUUUAUUACUCAAAUUAUUUUGGAAAACUAUAUCAUGUAACUAUGGAAUAAGUGUACAUAUGUAAAGUAUGGUUUCAAGUGAGAUAUGUGCCAAAGUCCAUAUAUCACCAAGUCUUGUCUGAAAGAAGAGGGAGAGAUUAAUUGGUAAACAGUUUAGAGUACUAUGGACAAUGACCAAAACAAAGUGGUCAUUUCUACUGACUGUGUUUCCCCAAAAAUAAGACCGGGUCUUAUACUAAUUUUUGCUCCAAAAGAUGCAUUAGGGCUUAUGUUCAGGGGAUGUCAUCCUGAAAAAUCAUGCUAGGGAUUAUUUUUCUGGUGAGGGCUUACUUUCCGGUUAGGUCUUAUUUUUGGGGAAACACGGUAGAUAAAGUAAAAAAAUUGAAUGUGUAUAAAAAAGGUGUUCUGUGUUUUUCUCUCCCAGGGUUGUCUCAUGUAAAAUCAGAAAGCCCUAAAGUCCUAUUGGAGAGAAAACAGUUACUUAGAUUGCUUACUCCCGUAUCAGCCUAAAUAUUUUUUUCCAUUUUGUUAUGGUUGGGCUUUUUGUAAGGCUUGCGGCGAGAUAAUGAAGCUAAGAGAGUCAGGCGGGUUGGGAAAGGUGAGUGCUUUAUUCUGCGCCCCUGGGCAAAGUUCACCUCCCACAGAUGGGGGCCGUUCACAUCACGUUGCGCCCAGGGCAGAGCGAGGGAGGCAUAUAUGCGAUUUUUGGGGUCGGGGUUGGCUGAGUGAGGUGGCAGAUGAGCAGGCCCCCCAGCGCAGAUCAGGCGCGAAUGGCUACGUCUGGAGUUGUUUAUCGCACUGGUGGUCUGCUGCCUUUUCUGGGAAAUUUCAAGGGCCCUAGUCUCCGUCAUGCGAGGAGGGGUCUGACUUGGCAGAGAGGUAUGACUUGGCUCCCGGCUGCUUUGACCAGGCCCGCUGCUGACCUAACACUUUCUUCUGCUGGAGGAGAAGGAGGAGGUGAUAUUCAAGAUAAUAAAAAUGAAUUGGGAACAUUAUCACAAUUCCAGGAUUUCUAUUGAAUUUAUGUGUUUUAAUAAAUAUUUGGAAUUGUUUAUGGCUAUUUAAAAUAAAUCUGACUAAUGCUUCCUUGUAUAUGUAGUAUGUGGAGCUAUGCCUUGAAAUUUAGGUCUUUCAUUGUUGAAUGCUUCUAAAUGUUUAUUAUUACGUGGUACACAAAUGACACUCCAUAUAUUCCGUAAAUACUUCCUUUGCUGUAUUAUUAUGAAAACAAGUCAAUUCAGUAAUUAAUAAUUAUAGCUUGAUCUGAAGGAAUUAGCUUUAUCACAAGGGACCAUCAUCAGUAUGAGCCACCUCUGGUGCACAUACAUGAAACUUCAAAGAUAAUUCAUUCUUUGCUGAUACUUAUGGCUCUUCUACUCCCUUGAAAGAAAAAUAAAAAGUUGACUUCUAAUAAAAAUUGUUCUGAGGUAAAAAUCUGACCUAUAAUCUAAACCUGGAUUCAGUCUAUUUCUCUUACCAGAACUGAAAGAAUAAGUUAGAAAUAGUGGUUUUGAUUCCAAUUAGAUUGUUUACAAAUGAAACUGUGUUUUCAAUGUGCCUGGUCUAAUUUUUGAUCUGUUGGUAAUUUUCACAUUAAAUGAGUAAGACAAGGGACAGCUAUGUAUGUGUAAACUCUUAAUACAGAUACAUUUUGAGUUUAUAGAAUUGGUAAAAUAGGAACAGUUUAGAAGGAUACAAUCUGAUAGUGGAAGCUCAAGGAGUUACUGAAGCACCUCAUGUUGGGGUGUGGCGCACAGCAAGAGGAAAGAGGGCUGGCUCUGUUAGGUCUAUUUUAUUCCAGUCCUGAGGUUUGUGAGGGUAGUUAACGGCAUCCCAAGGCAUUUUUCAAGUCACAAGGCAUGGUCUACAGGAGGGGUUGACUAGUACGAGAGACGACAGGACUGUUGUAAGGGUGACCUCAAACCAAGUUUAUAGAAAAAUCUGGUCUCGAAAUCAAGAGUAAUUUAUGUCCAUCUCAAAUAAUUUCCCGUUUUGAAGAAAAGAUCUUGGGAAAAUUCAAAUUUAAACUACUCCACAGUUCAUUAUUAGUUAAUGCUCUUCUGGGAAAAGUUUUGCUUUCUGUAGGGAGGUGGAGGUGGGAUGUUUUUAUGAAUAUAAAAUCCACUGAAAUAAGUGAAAAUAUUUUGGAAAACAGGAUAUAAAUUUAACAUUUAAACAUUAAGUGUAUUAGAUCUUGGUAUGUUUUUUAUUAAUGAGUACACAAAUAACAUAGCUGCUGAUGUAACACGUAAGCACUGGGAGUUGUCUAAGAAACGUCUAAACCUGUAGAGAACCUGAAUGAGUUUAUUUGAGCCAAACUAACAAUUGCUGGGAAGCAAAAUCUCAAACGGAUUAGGAAAUGGUUUAGAGAAUGGCAGUUUGGCAGCUUAUUUUAUAAGAAUCAAAGGAGGAGACAGGGUUACAUGAAAUCCUUUGGUGGUAGAUUAAGGGGGUGGGAGAAAGCAAAGUGGGGAAAUCUAUCGGACUGGAUAAAAAGUAAAAUGGAAGGACUCAUCUUUUACAUUGGUGGGUACAGCACAUAGAGAUGGUAUUCGGGGAACAAGAGAACAAUGAGGGGUUCUAUGGUCUAAGGCUCUGGUGUGGUGGGUUUUGCCUUUAGGGGUCUGGGAAAAAGGAUUACUCUGACAUUCUAAGGGUAUGUUAUCUUGGAUGCAAAAAGAUAAUAGACAGGCCUACUUACCGUAGACAUUGACCUUUGUCAAGAAAGCUACAGGCCAAGGAUGUAACUACCAGCCAUGACCCACUUUUAAUGAGGAAUUUUUAUGUUCAGAGGAUCCUAUGUGGUUAAUUUCGGUCUCUUGAGUUUGUAGGGCCCACCAUGCUGGCUUCCCUUGAGCUUGUCAGGUUUAGUAUGUGGCCCCUUUUCGUCCACAGAGUGUAAGAGGGGAGAUUAGCCAGUUUCAUGUGGUUACAGGUGUUUCUAAGAAAUAACAUUUGACUGAUUUUGUCAGAAGAUAGGGUGAAAGCAUUCUAUGUUUUUUGAGGGAUGAGACUAUAAUGCUUUGUUAAUUUUAGGACAUCAUACAGUUCUAGAAAAUUUUCACAUGAUAAAUUAUCCUAUUGCUAGAAAGAUUCAAAUCCAGGCCAGUUUUAAGAAAAUUACAUUUUUCAAAUCACAAAAGUUAAAAAGUUUUAAAAUAAGGACUUUAUUAUUUAAAGACCUAGAAGCUAGUAAUUAAAGAACUAGAAACUAGUAAUUACAAGGAAGGUUUUUCUUUGUAUCUAGGAAAGAUAAUUAGGGAUGUUUAAAGAUUGUAAACAUUGCUUGCUUGGGAUAUAAAUUGGAAAGUUGAUACAUUUGUAUUAAACAGCUAUCUGAACUCAGAUGAAUGGGAGUUGAAAAGUACAUCACUUCUGUUAUUUUUAAAAAAUAUUUUCUUAAGAGAAAGGCCCUUGUCCUAAAGUCAAUUCCCUUUUCUUAGAGUUGGAUGUAGUUUGUAUCAUAUGCCUGGGCAGCUUGGACUCCUGCCAGAACUGUUUUAUAGAAGCAGAGUCAGAGAAGCAUAGGCUUGUAUAUUACUACACUGGAUCUGUAUUUUUAUUGCUGGGGGAAACUUACUGCUA